CUUCCCUAGCGCCUUCGGCAGACCUCUUCCGGGUGAUGGCAGCCGGAUGCCCCGGAUGUAGCCCUAGGGAAAGUGUCUUUCCCUUUCUUCCCCGCCUCUUCCUGCAUCCCCAGGUGCCAGACUCAGCGCAGGGGACGUCCAGGCGGCCAGCUGCCCUUUCAACCCGAUUCUCUGCUAACUCCGCUCCCAAACUGGACCUGACACAUACCAGGAAAAGUCUUUGUUGUGCUAGCAGCCCUUUCCCAUGAGUCCCUCCUCACCCAGUUUCCUUAAUUCUGCAUCCUUUUCCUGGGCCCAGCUUGAGGAAGACACCUCUGGCCAGUCAUGCCAAAGAGGAAAGUGACCUUCCAAGGCGUGGGAGAUGAGGAUGAUGAGGAUGAAGUCAGUGUCCCCAAGAAGAAGCUGGUAGAUUCUGUGGCUGGGGGUCCAGGUAGCCGCUUCAAAGGCAAACACUCUCUGGACAGCGAUGAGGAGGAUGAUGAGGAGGAGGAGGGAUCCAGCAAAUACGACAUCCUGGCCUCAGAGGAUGUGGAAGGUCAGGAAGCGGCCACACUUCCCAGUGAGGGGGGUGUGCGAAUUACACCCUUCAACCUUCAGGAAGAGAUGGAGGAAGGCCACUUUGAUGCUGAUGGCAACUACUUCCUGAACCGCGGUGCUCAGAUCCGAGACAGCUGGCUGGACAACAUUGACUGGGUGAAGAUCAAGGAGCGGCCACCUGAUGCACAACAGGCUUCAGAGGAGGAGGAGGAGGAUAGCUUGGGCCAGACACCCAUGAGUCCCCAAGCCCUCCUCCAGGGACUUGUGGAGCUGUUGUUGCCGAGAGAGACAGUAGCUGGAGCUCUGAGGCGUCUGGGAGCCCGAGGAGGAGGCAAAGAGGGUAGCAAGGGGCCAAGGCGGCCGAGUUCCCCCCAGCGCCUGGACCGGCUCUCUGGAUUGGCUGACCAGAUGGUGGCCCGAGGCAACCUUGGUGUAUACCAGGAGACCAGGGAACGGUUGGCUAUGCGGCUAAAGGGUUUGGGCUGCCGAACCCAGGGACCCCAGGAUCCCACACCUCCACCCUCCCUGGAUAUGUUUGCUGAGGAAGUAGCGGAGGAAGAGCUGGAGACCCCGACCCCUGCACAGAGAGAAGAUGCAGAGUCACCGGGAGAUGGUUUGGUGGAUGUGAUGUGGGAAUAUAAGUGGGAGAACACAGGGGAUGCUGAGCUGUACGGGCCUUUCACCAGUGCCCAGAUGCAGACCUGGGUGAGUGAAGGCUACUUCCCAGAUGGUGUUUACUGCCGGAAGCUGGACCCUCCUGGUGGUCAGUUCUACAACUCGAAACGCAUUGACUUUGACCUCUACACCUGAGCCUGCUGUGCGCCCGAUUUGGCAGCCUCUACUUUCCUGGACUUUUGGUGGGGGCCCCCCGUUGCCUCAGGCCACUUUUCAACCCGUUUCCCUUUUCCCAAUAAAAGCCUGGUUGUGGGUUA
Molecule: messenger RNA, 1469 nt
Organism: Fukomys damarensis (Damara mole-rat)
Lineage: Eukaryota; Metazoa; Chordata; Mammalia; Rodentia; Bathyergidae
Gene: Cd2bp2
Product: CD2 cytoplasmic tail binding protein 2
Exons: 7
Coding region: 325-1347 (340 amino acids)
Cellular component (GO): U5 snRNP
Molecular function (GO): protein binding
Source: RefSeq, a predicted model, not a curated record